Messenger RNA from Colletotrichum higginsianum IMI 349063, 1044 nucleotides. RefSeq names its product TAM domain methyltransferase. Gene Ontology annotation, molecular function: methyltransferase activity. The record is from RefSeq and is a predicted model, not a curated record. The transcript is spliced from 8 exons. Lineage: Eukaryota; Fungi; Ascomycota; Sordariomycetes; Glomerellales; Glomerellaceae. Bases 1 to 1044 code for a protein of 347 amino acids.
AUGGCUGAGGUCGACCAUGAGGUUGUGAUCGCCGCCGAUCACGAGGAGUCUGAAGAUAGCCAAUCGGAGGGUGGUCAAACUGUUUCAUCAACUAGCAGUCUUAGCAGCUCCAUUCAUCAGCACCGGCUCGAGAACGGAAGAACCUACCACCGAUACAAGGACGGCAACUUUCAACACGACAUCUUCCUCUACACCAUCGAUGACAAGCUCGGCCUAGCACCACCGUGUGCCGAGGACGCCAAGGUCGGCCGGGUUCUCGACGUCGGAACUGGCACCGGCAGCUGGGCCAUGGACUUUGGUGACUUGCAUCCCGAGGCCGAGGUCAUAGGUGUCGACCUCUCCCCUGCCCGGGCAGAAUUUGUCCCCCCAAACGUACGAUUCGAGGUUGACGACCUCGAGGAAGAGUGGACGUAUUCACUGCCCUUUGAAUACAUCCAUAGCCGCUUCAUGACAGCAAGCAUCAACAACUGGAAGGAGUAUAUUCAGAAAUGUUAUAAGUCAGUCAUCUUCCCUUGCAUCCGCCUUACUCUGCUUACCAGUCUGACAUGCGACAGCAACCUGACUCCCGGUGGAUACCUCGAGCUUCAAGAUGCCGAUGUCAUGCCGCGUUCUGAUGACAACCUCCUUCCAAAAGAUGCCGCCAUUAUCAAAUACGUUGAUAUGCUCAAGGAGGCAUCCGAAAAGUCGGGCCGCGAGUAUGUUGAGGUCUCAUCGCUGAAGAACCUAAUGAUCGAGGCCGGCUUCGUCGAUGUCGAGAUGCAGAUGUACAAGUGGCCGCACAAUGAAUGGCCCAAGGAGCCGAGGUACAAGAAGCUCGGGUACUGGACCCAGGAGAACUUCGGCGCCGCCCUCGAAGCUAUCUGCAUGGCGCCGUUCACUCGCGUUCUCAAUUGGACCCGUGACGAGGUCAACGUUUUCCUUAUCGACGUUCGAAAAGACCUGAAGAACAAGAGCUACCACGCGUACUGCCCUGUCUAUUGCAUCUUCGGCCGCAAGCCCGAGAAGGAGGACACCCCGGCACCUCCGCAGCCGGAGUCCCAGUGA